This is a messenger RNA of Coprinopsis cinerea okayama7#130, 1379 nucleotides long. RefSeq lists its product as hypothetical. The transcript has 7 exons. Lineage: Eukaryota; Fungi; Basidiomycota; Agaricomycetes; Agaricales; Psathyrellaceae. The record is from RefSeq and is a predicted model, not a curated record. The coding region runs from base 1 to 1035 and encodes 344 amino acids.
AUGUCGGUCAAUGAGGCCUUUCCAAUUGAUGCGGCGCAGAUCGUAGGGGUGUUUAUGGAGAGUGUGUUCUUCGGUUGUAUGAAGGCGCUCGUGUGGAUCGAAGGGGGGUUCAAGCCAUGGCACAACCUUCAUUACAAAAUGAUAGUAGCGGCGCUGCUCAUGUUUGUAUUCGCCACCUUGGACGUCGCGUUUCACCUGCGCCAUAACCUGGACGCGUUCGUUGGUGCACCCAAUUCGGAGUAUGUGAUCGCGAUGUUUGAGGACACCUCGAACUGGAUUAAUGUCAUGAAGAUGGCGUGUUAUGUCGCGCAAACGUUCGUGGGGGAUAGUAUUCUGCUCUAUCGGUGCUGGAUCAUCUAUAAUCGAAGGUGGCUGGUGAUCGCCUUCCCGACAUUGCUGUGGAUUGGCUGCACAGUGUGCGGUGCGAUCACCAUCUAUGUCGAGGCCACGCUUGAUACAGAGGGCGCCUUGUUGAACGCGAAAAGCUUGAUCCCGUUCAUCACGAGCAUGUUAUGUCUUACUCUCGCGAUGAAUUCACUUACCACUGGGGCUUAUUCAACACCCUUCCUGAAAACAGGCUUGAUCGUGCACAGAAUAUGGCGGAUUCAUGCUCGAGUGAAACGCCGUAUGAGCGCAUAUGACUUCAGCGACAGCGCAUUAUCGAAGGUACUGGUGGUCCUGAUCGAGUCGGGGCUCAUGUACACCACGUCGAUUCUCAUCCUGUUCGCGUUGUACAUGGCGGGGCAUAAUGGACAAUAUGGCGUGUCGAACGCGGUCGUUCAAAUUAUCGGCAUCACGUUCAACCUGAUUAUCACGAGUGUUGAUCGGGAAUCGAGGCAGUCGAGUUCAGCGUCAGCCACAGCGUCACGCAGCAACAUCGUGGCCACCAAUCGAGGUGGUGUCCCCUUGCACCAGAUUCAUGUUCAGACCAGCACUUUCCGACAUCAGGACGAUGAUCUGGAAGAAGGCGCUUCCAAAAUCCGUUCUGCUGGUUCUGAUGGAACCGGGAAAUCGGUGGUGACUGAGUGGAAGUGAAGACUGUGUGUAUGUGUGUGCCCUGGCGCUCAAGCUUCCAGUGUCGCCAUUCCACCCUCCGAAGGACUUGUAAUGGCCCGAUGGGUUGUGUAUGUAUUAGUAUAUUUGUUGGUCAAGGAUCUCCCCUUCGAAGCUUCAUCAUUUACUAGAAUCUCGCUCCGCCCACAGCGGACUUUCCUCGCUCGUUUACAAUACCCACCACUACUUACUAUCUCUCUUCUUUUCCCUCGUAUCUGCACUUCGGUUUUAGUCUUUGUGUGUAACUGUAGUUUUUCGACCCUUCGAUGUGUACAUUAGGCCCUGUAUUAGACUUCGUGCGUCCCACGAAGGUGGGACUCGAUGCA